Molecule: messenger RNA, 4476 nt
Organism: Misgurnus anguillicaudatus (oriental weatherfish)
Lineage: Eukaryota; Metazoa; Chordata; Actinopteri; Cypriniformes; Cobitidae
Gene: trim8b
Product: tripartite motif containing 8b
Source: RefSeq, a predicted model, not a curated record
UCAUUGGGAGGGGAGGAGCGAUUGUGAAGCUCCGUGUGUAUUGAAACUCUCAUUUCUGUGCCUGCAUUCCAACCCUCGUCAAAUCCUGAAAGAGCGAAGAGGGGGAAAAGCCAUAAAUAAUACCAUGGUGAGAUCGGGCCAGGUUGAGGAUCGACACAUGGACGCGCGUUUUCAGCAAUCGGCCGCGAUAAGAGUCAGAAACUGCGCAGAAACGCACGGCUAUAAUCCACUUUUGAUUUCUUUUAAGCACUAAAGGCUCGAUGGGGGCCACACAGAGACGCUUUCUUUUGCAUUUUUAAAGAGGAACGCAAAAUGGCAGAUGACAGACACCAAUACAGCGACAACGGCUUCGUUUCCCUUUAAAACAUGAAGGGCUGCCCGUAUAUUUUUGGACGUGUAUCGGAAUAUUAUGCCAUUAGAGCUGGUUGCCUUUAAGUACUUAUUUUUUUCUCGGCUUUUCUUCCCUUAAAGGACGUGGAGAUUGGAGCCGCGCAGUAGGGAAACGAUUUUAAAUGUACCCUUUAAGGAUACGUUUAAUAAAAUAGUAAUAUUCGGUGUAACAUUGGGUGAAGGCUUUUGCGGGGCGCUUUGAAGAGAUCAAAGCGAAAGCACUUGGCAGUCCAGUUUUCUUUAGAUUUGGACUCUGGUUACAUACCAGUGUAUGUUUUCUCACUGUUCCUUUGUUAUAAUGAGGGGGAAGUGUGGUAUUCCCGUGGUCUACACGUAUGUGUAGGGAUAAACCGAUUAAUUGUCAUUUUCUGUGAAAUUAAAAUACAAACCAAGCUACGACUAGAUUGCGAGAGAUGAAUAUUUUAGUGUAAUGUACGUAUGAACUGUGUUGUGAUCUGGAAGAAAGAUUAUAAUCCUAUUUGGGAAUAAAAUCCAUUUUGCGCUGCGUGACUAUAACCUUGUCGUACGUAUAAAAAGAAACAAAAAUCUCAUCUGUUAAAUAACAAUUUACUUUUCACGAGCUUUCGCCAAUGUUUUGCUUGAAGCUGUUGUCGGAAAAAGGCCUGUGAGUGUGGUUUUACCUACCAAACGAGAGCUGUCAGGCUGACUGGCGCGCUGACUGGAUUAUUCAUAGCCGUCAUAGAUAAAUAGUGGGCGCAGGAAUCAUCGCUACACAUGCGGAAUAUAAACUAGUGCGUUGGCAUUUAAAGUCACAGGACAGAAAAGUCCACUUUACAGCUUUGGCAAUAAUACAAAAAUCUUGGGACGCCUACAGUUGACACGCAACGAAUGAAGAAGUGGGUGGUGUAAUGUUGCUGCCUUGAGCAAACGUGCGCUGUAUGAAACUAUAUUUUACGGUGUGGUACUCCACCUAUCACAGUGUCUGUGACUGACAGGGAAACAGGUCUUGACUACAAAGGCCUUGAGAAAGUUAGGAUUCUCAGAACGCCUCCAAGAGGCUUUUUAUGCAGUUUGACUUUAAAGUUACAGUCGAGCUGUGAACUUCAAAGCGCCGAAGAUGGCAGAGAAUUGGAAAAACUGUCUCGAGGAAGAGCUAAUAUGCCCCAUUUGUCUGAAUGUCUUCUCUGAGCCGGUUCAACUCCCAUGCAAACACAAUUUCUGCCGCGUGUGUAUAAACGAGGCCUGGGCUAAAGAUGCAGGAAUGGUACGCUGUCCGGAGUGCAACCAUGCAUACACCCAAAAGCCGAGUUUGGAGAAGAACCACAAACUGUCCAACAUUGUGGAGAAGUUCAAUGCGUUAAAUAUCGAGAAGACACCGGCGGUCCUGCACUGUAUCUUGUGUCGCCGUGGUCCUCCACUCCAAGCUCAGAAGGUUUGCCUCAGGUGUAACGCACCCUGCUGCCAUUCCCAUGUACAGACCCAUCUCCAACAGCCUUCUUCCAAUGCCGGACACUUACUGGUGGACGCUGAGGACGUCAGGGCCUGGAGCUGUCCACAGCAUGAUGAGUACAGACUGUAUCAUUGUGAAACCGAGCAUGUGGCUGUCUGCCAAUACUGCUGCUUCUCCAGAUGUGCUACCAACCACGGCCAUGCCGUGUGUGAUAUAGAAGUCAGGCGAAAUGAUAUCAGGCAAAUGCUGAUUAAACAGCAGGAUCGGAUUGAGGACCGGGUCCAGGACAUCGAGGAGCAACUCUACAAACUAGAAUCUGACAAAUGCCUUAUGGAAGACAAAGUGCAGCAUCUAAAGGAGGAGGUACAGCUGCAGUAUCAGAAAAUGCAGCAGCUUUUGGAGGAAGACCUGGGGAAGACCCUGGAGGUUCUGGAUAAAGCUCAUUCCAAGUUCUGCCAGGAGAACUCGACACAGGUCCUCCAGCUUCACCAGAAACAGCAAGAGGCCAAGAAACUGCUCGGCUCCAUCCAGAUGGUUUUCGAUAAGGCGGAGGACAUCGGUUUUAUGAAGAACACAAAGUCUGUGAAAAUACUAAUGGACAGGUCUCAGUCAUGUGUCAGUGGCACGUCACCAUACAAAGUGGGCAGCCUCAACUCCAAGCUUUUUCUGUCUGAAAUCUCGAAAAGAGAGAAAAACCUCUGCAAAAUGCUGGAAGCUCCAUUCAGCGCUCCAGCAAACUUUUUCCAGAGUAUUCCGGCAUACCUAUGCGAGAAGCGCAGGCAUUCCGUGGCGUUCCCUGAAGGCAGCGGGAGCAGCCGAGCGGGCGCUAGCUUCAUGGAUUCUUCCUCUUCUUCAGGCUCUGCUGCCGCUAAGCAACCGUGCCUGAAUCUCACUCAGGGCUCCGCCGCGGGCGAGGGCCAGUCCUCCCAGCAAGCACUCGGGCCGUGCAGCUCCGCACAACACGUAGGAACCAGCAGCUCGGCCUCCGGCUCUCAACCCCUACCGCAUUCCACCUCGGUUUUUCCUCACUCUCAUUAUCCGAACAGCAGCGCCUCCCAGCUGCCCCAGUACGGGGCGCGGAAGAUCCUGAUGUGCACGGUCGAUAACUGUUACUGCUCAGGGGUGCCUUCCGUGUCCAACCAUCGCGGACAUCCGCCCUAUCCUCGCUCCAGUUCCUUCCCUUGGCCGGUGAGCUCGCAGGAGUACUCGCACGGCCCCCUGCCCUCCGCACCGGCCAUGUCGCAGCCUCUCCAGAGCCUUUCCAUGCGCGAUUGGAUCGACGCCUCGCAGUCGCACAGGCACACUGACUUCUACAGCCUGUACGGCCAGUCUUCCACCAAGCAUUACGUCACCAGUUAACCCCUGCUGCAGUGACUGCAGCCAGUCACCAUACGGGGCGCUGAGAAAUGUCUUAGCGGAGCAUGUGGGGCAUUUUUCAAACUUCUCAAUCAUUUAGAAAAAACUGCUGAAGUCUGAAAGUUAAUAUCACAAAGUCAAGCAUAGCUUUGCACAUUAUUUAGGCACUAAUGGUGUGAUUACGUACAAUGAACACAAGUUGCUCUUCUAAGAACACACAUUUUUCUGCAGGAGGAUGCUGUCAUCUUUAAUAUUGCACUUUCUUGGUAAAAAUCCAAAUUUUUGCAAUUACGUUUGACUCGUUCAUGAAACAAUGGAUGUCAGCUGUAAAAUGAUUUAGCGAACACCUAAUGAAACUUCAAUUGUCAAUUAAUGCGAUUUACUAUUGAGAGAAUUGUAACCCACAAAGUUUUAUUAUCUUCAUAUGGUUGUUAUUUGUCGAAAUUCCCAUAUGCAGCAUGUGCAGGAACUUUGUAUGGUUUUCCCAGCCUUCCAUUUUUUUAGCUUUUGUUUUUUCGCUUAAAUUGGAGUCUGUGGUCACUUUAUUCAUCACAAAAAGCACACGUUAGCUCGGAUUGGAACGGGCGCUUUGGGACGUUUUUAACGUGCACCACGUGAGGAAACAAACAGCACAGUGUUGUUCAUUUUGCUCUUCUUCCUUCACUCUAAAUGCUCUUCACAUCGAUUCGUUGUUGCUCCACGGGCUUCCAACGUAACUGGUUCGAGAGCGUGUCCCUACCCACAGCAUUCAGUCCGGUCCUCAUCCAGACGGCGCUGUCUGUCUCUCACGCCCUUCAAAGCCACAGAAAUGCUCCCCUUUACAUCCUGUAUGUUAAACACAGGAUGUAUUGGUUUCACAUUCUUUCGUUCAGCCACGGUCUCUCAUUAUAUCUGACGGUGGCUUCAGUGCUAACACGUCAGUCGCAGACAAAAUGGCCUGUAUUCAGGGGGUCACAGUGCACUUGAUUCCUCUGCAUUUACUGUCAAUGCUGUAAUUGUUCUUCCUUGUGUUUCAUAGCAUUUCCGGAGCCUUCGACUUCCUGUUUGUUGCUGAGUGCAUGUGGAAAAGUUUAUAUGCACUCGUAGAGAAAUAAUAAAACUGCUAGCAGUUAUAAAAAGACUUUUAAAACAGGGAAUGAGAUUUUUUCUUUUUUAAGAACAACUUAAGUAAAGGAAAUGUUGACCAAUGAACAUGAAACUAACUAAAAACUAGGAAUGAUGGAGGGAAGUUUUCUGUUGUAAAUAUUUUGUGAAAUGAAAAAGACUUGUAAUUUGGAGAAAAAAAACUUGUUGAAAAUAAAUGCUAAUUUUAAAAAUGG